AUGAAGACCCAGAUUGGUGAAAUAUAUGAGUGUCCGUCAAAUCAGCUCCAGCUGCAGCAGUUGGUUGUGAAUGGGAGGGAGUUGAGGGAAGAAGAGCUAGGUGAGAUUUUGGGAUGUGAAGAGGGAGAGAAGCCUGAUUGUAUCAUUACUCAGAAAUUGAAUGUUGGGGGUAAGCUUCGGGCUGAUGCCAGCAAUGGGAACACUAAUGUAUUCAUGAAUGGCAGAGAGAUCACAAAGAUUGAGCUUAGGGUACUCAAGCUGGCCAAAGUGCAGUGCCCUCCAGAUACUCAUUUCUGGGUGUAUGAAGAUGGUACAUAUGAGGAGGAAGGGCAGAAUAACAUUAAAGGAAACAUAUGGGGAAAGGCAUCCACCCGUUUCAUUUGUUCAUUAUUCUCAUUGCAUGUACCAUCUCGUAAUCAAAAUGGGGCAAUAGAAGAUCCUAUGACACAACCUUCAAGUAGGUCCAUCCCUGAAUACUUGGAUCAGGCAAGAGUUCAAAAACUUUUGUUAUUUGGUCUGGAGGGAUUUGGAACUAGCACCAUCUUCAAGCAGGCCAAGUUCUUAUAUGGGAAUGAGUUCACUCUCGAGGAGGUGCAGAACAUGAAGCUCAUGAUUCAAAGCAAUAUGUACAAGUACUUAAGUAUAUCACAUGUGGAAUCUGAUGGAUACAACCAUGGAGGAGGAAAAGAAAUAUCAGAAUGUUGA
Molecule: messenger RNA, 705 nt
Organism: Rosa chinensis
Lineage: Eukaryota; Viridiplantae; Streptophyta; Magnoliopsida; Rosales; Rosaceae
Product: extra-large guanine nucleotide-binding protein 3-like
Exons: 6
Coding region: 1-705 (234 amino acids)
Biological process (GO): adenylate cyclase-modulating G protein-coupled receptor signaling pathway
Cellular component (GO): heterotrimeric G-protein complex
Molecular function (GO): GTPase activity; guanyl nucleotide binding; G protein-coupled receptor binding
Source: RefSeq, a predicted model, not a curated record